Rasamsonia emersonii CBS 393.64 is the source of this 918-nucleotide messenger RNA. RefSeq names its product Dolichol kinase. Lineage: Eukaryota; Fungi; Ascomycota; Eurotiomycetes; Eurotiales; Trichocomaceae. Gene Ontology annotation, cellular component: endoplasmic reticulum membrane. Gene Ontology annotation, biological process: dolichyl monophosphate biosynthetic process. The coding region runs from base 1 to 918 and encodes 305 amino acids. The record is from RefSeq and is a predicted model, not a curated record. Gene Ontology annotation, molecular function: dolichol kinase activity. The transcript has 2 exons.
AUGGCUGUAUGCUUUAUAUACGUAUGCUGCGGUGCUUCUUAUCAUCCUGGGUCCCAUCCGGAACUUCCGCCGCGCAGCAUCGAGGAGGAAAGGAACAGUGCCUGCCAUUUGGGUUGGGUCGAACAUCUGCGUCACGACACCUUCGGAGAAGCCAACACGCGUCUCUUGAUCUGCGCAUACUGCGUGCUGGUUCUGGCGGUCGGCAUGGCCAUUGUCUUCCGACUCAGCAAGGUGGUCGAGGUGGACACGCGACGCAAAGUCUUCCACGGUAUGAUGGUGCUGAUGUUUCUUCCGAUUACCUACAUCGACCCUGCGUUCUCUGCGCUGGCCCUCGCCUUGAUGCUGGCGGUGUUUUUGCUUCUGGAUCUCUUCCGCGCCUCGCAGUUGCCUCCGAUCUCGAAGCCACUAACCUACUUCCUGGCUCCUUACACGGACGGCCGUGACCACCGGGGCCCAGUGAUUGUGUCGCACAUUUUCCUCUUGAUUGGCUGCGCUAUCCCUCUGUGGCUCUCGCUCGCAGAUCUCCCACGCACAGAAGCGCUGCCAUGGCCCGGGUGGGACGUCGUUUCUCGGGACGUCAGCAUGGUCAGUGGUGUGAUCUGCGUGGGCAUGGGGGAUGCAGCCGCGUCCUUGAUCGGGCGGCGCUUCGGACGUCUCAAAUGGUUCUGGGGCGGGGGGAAAUCACUCGAAGGCAGUGUCGCGUUUGCGGCGGCUGUCUCCGUUGGAUUGAUCGUUGCACGAGCCUUGUUGACCGUUGGCCGGUGGCAAGGGCAGGAAUCUGCCUGGGUGUUGGUGAUUGUGAAAUCCGUGCUCGCUGCCGGGGUCGCCAGUCUUACCGAGGCCGUGUUGACGGGCGGAAACGACAAUGUCAUCGUCCCAGUGGUGCUGUGGCUUUUUGUGAGAGGUCUAGACGUUUAG